CAAAUGUGUUUGACACAUAACAAAAAGUGAACUACUACGUGAUAAAAAAUUGUGUUAUUUAUUGAUAGAUUUAACAAUUACAUUCUCGCACAACUUAAAAAUAGUUUUUUGUGCUAAUAUUAUCAACACCAGAAGUUGGAAUCAAUAAAAAAUAAGUAUAGGUUUUUCAUUCUAAUUAACCAAGCAUAAUGGCAACGUUCAAAGUAAAGGUACUUUAUGAUUUCCAAGGAGAAGGAGGUACCGCGGAAAUGAAUAUAGUAGCAGGCGAAACUUUAACUGUAACAAGGACUGAUGUUGGAGAAGGUUGGUGGGAAGGUUUUAAUUCAUCGGGACAAUCAGGACUCUUCCCUGAGGCGUACGUAGAGCGAAUUAGCGGGUCUGAUCCUCCAAGUAUCCCUGCCCCCGUUUUACCUCCACAGAAUAAUUGGGGUGAUGAUGAGGAAGAUGAUGAUUGGGAUGAUGAUACAAUGUACUCAGAGAUUGGCAAUAAUCACAGUCAAUCUCAACAACACAUUUAUAGUAAUGAACAGAAUCAGAAUCAAUUAUCUCAUCAAUUUGAUAACUUGUCUUUGGGAGGAGGUAGUAAUAUGGGUGAUAAUAAGGGCACAAUAACUAAGAAAAGCUUGAAUAUUUUUUCUUCUUAUGUUAAAUCUGGAUUAGAAGGAUAUAUUUUAGGAACCUCUAGCAACCUACCUGUAUCAAACAAAAAAUUCCGUAUUUUUCGAGAUAGCGAUGAGAUCCUAGGUAGGUGGGAAGUUAUUUCCAAUCCUUAUACCGUGCAAAUCGCAUCUCCUAAGAAGGCUACCAAAAUGGGUGGUCUUAAAUCUUUUAUAGCCUAUCAACUGACGCCGUCUUUUUCUAACGUAGAAGUUUCCAGACGGUAUAAACAUUUUGAUUGGCUCCAUGACAGAUUAACUGCCAAAUUUAAUGUGAUAGCUAUUCCUCCUUUACCGGAUAAGCAAGUAUCUGGCAGGUACGAAGAACAAUUUAUAGAGCAUAGGAGAGCACAGUUGCAAGAAUUCAUAAACUAUAUGUGUCGACAUCCUGUUUUAAGCACUUGCGACGUAUGGGUGCAUUUUCUGACCUGUACAGACGAAAAACAGUGGAAACAGGGUAAAAGAAACGCAGAACGGGAUCAAAUGGUUGGUGCGAAUUUUUGUAUGUCAAUAGAUGCUCCGGAAAAGGAGAUAUUAAGUUCUUUAGCAGAGCCUAGAGUUGAGGACAGUCUGAAUUAUGUUACGAGACUUGAUCAGUCUAUUAAAAAUCUUAUGCAAACGGCUCAGGAUCAGCACAAAAAGUGUGUUAAUAUGUAUAAGAGGGAGUUCAUGAGGAUAGGUGAAAGUUUUUUCGCACUAGGUUCUGCGUUUGAAUAUAAUCAGCAGGGAAUGUACUCAAAAGCUUCUGUAGAUGUUAAAAAUAUUGGUUCCACAUACAUGAUGAUAGGCAAAUUAUACGAAGAACAAGCGAAAAUGGACUGGCAACCGCUGUUCGAUAAAAUGUACAUCUAUAAAGGCAUUACCGGUGACCUACCAGACGUCCUUAACCUCCAAAGACUUUCUGAACAGAAGAAAAAAGAGUGCGAACGAAAUUCCCAAGUGCCUCAAACCGCCCUAGCAGACGUCAGACGACGAGCUGACGUUCUAACUUACACGGUUUUUGCUGAAUUAAAUCAUUUCCAAAAUGAAAGGGACACCGAUUUAAGGCUGGCUAUGAAAACUUUCUUACAGGAACAGUUAAAUUUUUAUAAAAACGUUGUUUCGAAAUUGGAAGAAACGCUGGAUAAGUUUGAUUGAAUAUUUUCUUGCCAAUUGCAGAGUGGCGGCAAAUUCAAUGAUUUUUUUUAAAGGAAUUAAACAUGAGAUUAUUCCAGUGUGGUAAAUAUUUAAUUGCGGCAUUUGCAGAAAAGUCCGUACUGUAUUUUAUUUUUAAAGAACUUUGCUUUCAUUAAAAAAAAAGAUGCAUACAUUUUUGAUAAUAUAGUAAAGUAAAGAAGAGGGGUCUUAAUUUUAUUUACAUCUAUUCCAGUCGGCUGAUCAUUUUUUGCUACAUUUGAUUCCAACACAGAUAGGAUUGAGUGGAAUUGUUUUAUUGGUAGCCCACCUUUUUUGUGGUCAAUAUUUGAGUAGGACUAAAAGUGAAAAAUUUCGGAAAUAAAAUGUUCUACAGAGAUCAAC
Psylliodes chrysocephalus is the source of this 2174-nucleotide messenger RNA. The record is from the annotation of a GenBank genome assembly. NCBI's taxonomy places the organism in Eukaryota, Metazoa, Arthropoda, Insecta, Coleoptera, Chrysomelidae.